AUGCCCUCUCUGCUCCUGCGAAAAUAUGCUGCUCUCACUGCUACACUCUCAAUCCCCAUCCCAAGCAGCAGCAAAUCCGUCUGCAACACCCUCCUCACAAUAAUCAAUGACCCGCACCUCACCUCCUACCCGCCAUCCCACGCCUAUCAAACCCGGUUCUUCAAGCGGUUGGUAGACGAGCUCGAAGCUCGUGCAGAUUAUCCGAUAGAUGAAGAGAUCUAUGAGGCAUUCAUGGAUGCCAUGGCCGGGUCGUCCUCGGAAGGAUGUAGUAACCAUUCCACUUCCAGUCCGGGCCUGCAAGUCACUCCCCCCUCUCCGUCCUACAGGACACACUACUACCCCCUCCGCCUCUCCUCAAGGGGGCAGGAAAACGGCCACCGCUCUCCCCCAGGCUGCCUAUGUGCACGCGAGCAGGCGGAUGAAGAGGGUUGGGGCCGAUUGACCGUAUUCGAGAGCCCUAGCCUUGUAGAAGCGGGCACGACGGGGCUGAGAACUUGGCGUGCCGCCCUAUGGAUGGGGGAAUGGCUCCUUGCCCACUCUGAAGUUGUCAAGGGAAAGAAAGUGCUUGAGCUGGGCAGCGGCACGGGUUUCCUGGGAAUACUUGUUGCUCAGCUCCAACUUCUAGCUGGGGAAGGGAACGGGGUAGGCGAGGUGUGGAUGACCGAUUGUUCGGACGCGGUCCUGCACCGGUGUGCGAAUAACGUGCACUUGCCUUGCAACAACCUUGAAGCACACCCUGGGCUGCAUACCACCUCCUUAGACUGGACCUCCUCUCUCCCUGAGGUAGAGGCCCAGAUGCAGCAGAUGAAGCCAGACGUCGUCAUCGCCUGUGACGUCGUGUUCGAUACCUCUAUCGUACCGGAUCUUGUGAAAGCUCUACGCUUGACGUUGGGCACUGCUGGAGCGUGCUGGGUUGCUGGAGCGAUAAGGAAUGAAGAAACGACUAAUGCGUUCAUCCGGGAAGCAGAGAACCAAGGCCUGCGGGUAAGAGACACAGACUGGGCGUUCGGGGAUGAUGAACGCGUGUUUCUGGGUGGAAGCGAGGGAGGGGAAGGGAUGGGGGAGGUUCGGCUGAUGUGUUUGACUAAGGGGGUGAAAGAGCAAUGA
Messenger RNA from Dacryopinax primogenitus, 1107 nucleotides. RefSeq lists its product as uncharacterized. The record is from RefSeq and is a predicted model, not a curated record. Bases 1 to 1107 code for a protein of 368 amino acids. The transcript is spliced from 6 exons. NCBI's taxonomy places the organism in Eukaryota, Fungi, Basidiomycota, Dacrymycetes, Dacrymycetales, Dacrymycetaceae.